Molecule: messenger RNA, 4167 nt
Organism: Galendromus occidentalis (western predatory mite)
Lineage: Eukaryota; Metazoa; Arthropoda; Arachnida; Mesostigmata; Phytoseiidae
Product: nodal modulator 1
Exons: 4
Coding region: 129-3503 (1124 amino acids)
Cellular component (GO): endoplasmic reticulum membrane
Molecular function (GO): carbohydrate binding
Source: RefSeq, a predicted model, not a curated record
AAGACCUCUCUCUCUGAGGGUUUUCCUCGAGAGCCAGUGCGCUAUUGGGUUUCUUCAGACCCAGCAAACCCCUUUUUCCUAUCCAUGCUCUGAAUAUCCGACCGGUGUAACCACAAGGAGCGAUCACAAUGUCCCUUGGAACCCACUUGCUCUUUGGAUUCGUUCUGUCGCUUGCCACGGUAGUGAAUGCCGAUUCACAGGAUGACAUGUUCACCUGUGGAGGAUUUAUCCGAUCUUCGAUGCCGAUCCCCUUUGAGAAAGUUAAAGUGAAACUAUUGACCACAGCGGGGAACUUGAAAGCGGAGACCGAAGGGACCGCAAACAAUGGAUACUAUCUUCUCCCGGUAUACGACAAAGGGAAAUACCAGCUCCGAGUAGAGGGUCCGAACGGCUGGGCAUUCGACCCACCAGCUGUCGACAUCGACCUCAACGGGGAAGAUUCCUGCUCGCAGGGCCGCGACAUCAAUUUCGAAUUCAAGGGAUUCUCUGUCAUGGGAAAAGUCAUCAGUAAGGGCUCCACGAAUGGCCCCGCCGGCGUCGAGGUGAUCCUUGUCGACGCGGGUUCCACCCGGACGGUGAAAACCCUUGAGGGUGGCAAUUUCGUUUUCCCGGCGGUGCCGCCAGGAGUUUACAGCAUCAAGUUCCGCGGGGAGGUCGCCGCAGUCGAGGUCAAAAACGAUAACGUACGACUCAAUGAGUCCGUUUUCGUCAUCGAAGGCUACUCGCUAAAAGUGAGUUUCACUGAAAACCGCGCUCCAUGCCGUCCCAAUUGGGAUCUUCCAAAAGCGAAGGGGAGCGUAAUUCUCGCCCAUAAGGACAACGUCCCGUGCUGCGGUCGCAGCCUGUCGAAAGACCUCCCCAAGGGAUUCUCACUUCCUGCUGAAUAUCAUGUGUCGUGCGUCGCAAAAAUCUCGACCGACGGCUCUUACGAAUUCCCCUGCGUGAAAGCGGCUUCCAAAUACGCUCUUUUCGCUCACGUUCUCACCCAGUCCGGCCAGGCGGUGGACAUCAGCCCCGAAAAAAUGGAUCUGGACGUCACGCACGCCGACAGGCUGCUGGAUCCGUUCCAGGUCACUGGUUUCCCCGUUUCGGGUGCCGUGAAGGAUGCAGGCGGAAAAGUUGAGAUCAAAGUCCUCGAAACAGGUUUCGAAACUGUCUCCGAUAAGGACGGAACCUUCCGACUCGGCUCCUUGCGCGGCGGGAAGUACACCCUGCAGUUGCGGAAGAACGGCCUUCAUUUCGAAAACAAGGUUAUCCACGUGGAUCCGUCGAAGGCUAGCUUGCCCGACAUCUUCCCGGAUAAGUUCGAAGUCUGCGGAGACGUUCGCGUUUCAGACUCCGUCGACAUCGAAAUCACGGAGGUAAAGUCGAACCAGAUUAUCAGAGCUCGCUCCGAGGUCAGUUCCGGACGUUUCUGCUCACUUCUGGUACGCGGCGAGCACAUAAUCAGACCAAAACAUUCGGUCCGGCUCUCUCCGUGGGAGGUGAAGAUCCAAGUUCCGCUCACCGAGGGUCAACGCCUCGUUUUCUCGCAGUUCUCCGCAGUCGUCAGAGGCAAGGUCGCGUGCUUGGGUAAAGUAUGUGCCGGAGUCAAGGUUGCCCUCAACGGCGCUUCUACAGCGAAAACGGUUGCCAACAGCGAUGGCAGUUUCAUGUUCAAGAGCGUCGAUCCGGGCACGUACGAGGUGUGCGUGUCGCACAGCAAGAGCUGUUUCGAGAAGGACUGCCAGCCGAUCACGGUGAUCGACCAGAACAUUGAGAACAUUCAGUUCGUACAGAGAGGCUACACCCUGCGUCUUGAGACUUCACACGAAACGGAACUUGAAGUCGCAGGGAACGUCAUCAAGGUAAACUCGGGCCUGUCGAGCCAUUGCAUAGCGGAAUCCAAGACGAUCCCGAUAAAAUCAGUGGGCUGCCAUAAGUUCGCCAAGGCCGACAAGCUCGUCUUCAGUCCGAACUCCGAAGAUACGGUCGUACUGAACGCCGAAUCGCAUCGCUUGAAAGUGGAAAUCAACUCGAAACUUCUCGUGGAAGACCUCAGACUGACGUGCAAGAAAGGCGAGGAGGUCCAAGUGGCCAAUCUCAAAGAAUACAAGAAAUCCGGAGACACCUAUAUAUACCUCACCGAGCUCUAUCAACCGAAGGGAGCCGAACUCAUCCUCGAGCCUCACAGCGAGUCCCUCGUGUUCAAACCCCCACAGCUCACGAUGCGAAUGCCAGAUGAUUGCAUCGCGAUCGCCAUUAGCGGCAGGACAGGAAUUUUCAUCGACGGAGCCAUCAAACCGGCCAUCGCCGGUGUGGAAGUGACCGUCUCGACUAAGGAAAACGCCAAACCGUGCAAAGCGAUCACUGACGUCCACGGAAAAUACCGUGCUGGACCUCUGGAAUCCCAAGAGUACACGAUCGAAGCCCAGAAAGAGGGUUACGGAUUCGAACGCAUCCCUAACUCGAACGACAUGACCGCAGUGAAAUACUCUCGGAUCGACAUCCGCGUAGUCGACGGAGAAACGAACGCGCCUCUCGCCGGCGCUCUCGUUUCGAUUGCCGGAGGUUCGGAGUACCGGAACACGACGAGAACAGGUGCUCAAGGCGAGCUGGCUCUGAUCAAACUGAAUCCCGGGGACUACUACGUACGGGUCAUGAUGAAAGAAUACAAAUUCGAGCCCUUGUCCACGAUGGUCUCGGUGAGCGAGAACAGCGAGGAACUUCUCUCGAUUAAAGGGAAGAAAGUUGCUUACUCGGUCAUGGGAAAGGUGACAUCGAUCACUGGAGAGGCCGAGCAAGGGGUCGGUCUCGAAGCAAUAAGCGAAAAAUGCGACAGACACGAAGAGGAUGGAAUAAGCGACAGACUCGGCCAAUUCAGAAUUCGCGGUCUGCGGGAAGGCUGCACGUAUGAGAUCCGUUUGAAAAAACGCAGUGACGACGCGUUGCCGCACUUCGACCGCUUUCUCCCAGCGACGCAGAGUGUCAGCAUUCAGCGUUCCGAUAUCACCAUGGACUUGAUAGUCGUCCGACCGUUGAAGAGCACGACUCUGAGCGUGGCUCUCCGUGCCGACCCCGCAAUACUUCCGACGUUACGGGUCUCCGUGUGGAACGGGGGUCGACAGUUGUACAGUCAUCGCGGUGCGAGAUUCCUCACCUUCCCGCAGGAUAUUCCGCUGGACGGGUCGAAGUACCACAUCGAGUUACACCAUCAGAACGCGAAGCCUCCGCCGCAUAUGAGUGUCAUCUGGAUCAACGACGUGAACAACCUCACAGAUUUCACUUCGCCGGCGUUCUUCACAGAAAAGCCCUAUCACCACCUCGAACUCGAGAUCCAGGUUGACGAAAAAACGGCGGCUGGUCACGGCCAGACACCCGCUCCGGCAUCCCCGUUCGUCGCUGUUCUCUCCGUGUUCGUCGCAUUGGCUAUUUUUUACCGAAAGGAGCUUGGGGAUCUACUCCGACAUCGUCAAGACAGCUCGCCCGCUGCUGGGGAUCGUCGAAAGAACAAAAGUCGCUGAAUAAUAGAUAGAUUCUGUCUAGCCUAAUAUAUUAUACGGAAAUACGUCUCUGACGGCAGCACCAAUUGGGCUGGAGUCGACAUUGACGUCGACGAUUGACCUCGUCAAGCUGUGAACGCAGGAAUUCGACUUACCACGGGCCCCACCAAAUCUUCCCGGGAGACCCCGAAUGCCCAGGGUCGACGCUAUUGUCGUCUGACUUGCCAUCUGGGUUGCAGAUCCGAACAAUUCGCCGGACUCAGAUCGUAUUUUUAUUGGAACACCUACUCCGACGAGGCAGGAAGCGGAAUGCUGACGAUUCGCGCGCUGCCUUGAUAUCUUGGUUGUUAGUACGUUAGUAGUUGAAUGAGACGGACAUCCUUCGAGGGUGUCAGAUACGAAAAAGUUGAUUCUUUCCGUGUUUUUGUUUGACAGCGCGACUGAGAGUAAGAUUGCGGUUCGAGUCGAUGGAGCUGCUGGGAUAACAUUCUCAGUCAUGUCUCGGUAUCGAGUGACGGUUGCAAUGAGAAUCGAUGGGAUGAAAAUGGACUGAACAUCGAUUCAAAGCAUGCGAAGAUAUAUUUCUAUAGUUUUUGAUACACCUUCGAUCGCACGAUACGAUCUUGAUCUCCGUCGGAAAAGAUCGUUGAUGACAUGGCUCAAUAAAGGAGACGAACUUGGAGAA